AUGAUAUCGUUCAAUGGCAAGACUGCCACCGCCAUGAUCAUGGAUGAGUGGCGGCCUGGACGCCCGGAGGGCGGCUUGGACUUCUCCGAGAGCCUUUUCCAGUACUUCUCCAACCUGAAUGUCGGCGUGCUAACCGGCGAGUGGUGUACAUUAUCUCCGAUUGGACGGGCCGCCGCAUGGUAUGCAGAGCGUUAUUGGUCUAUCUCUGAGGGAUCAGCGAGGGAGGACGAUGUGGACCAAGGAUCUUGCGAAGUGGAGCACGCUCCUGCCAGCUCACUCCAUCUAGACGAUACCCCUUCUUCUGACUCCUCUAUGAUGGCCGCUCGGACUGCUUUACACGGUGUCCCUCCCUCGGCUGCCCGCAGUCCCGAGGCCCUUUCUUCAACCUUGAUGGCGUAUGUCCAGCAAUUCCGGCGUAGCCUCGCGGCAAGUCCUACGGAGCUCGAAUCCCUGGGCCAAUUACCUUUCGGACCUCAGCGUCGAGGCCGGAGGUUGGUUCGCCGUUCCCCUAUAGCAUUCGAGGAGCCAGCCGAUGAACCUGAUACGUUUCCCGACUCUGGGCCUGCCAACGAUGCGGAUACUAAGGAGAAAGACGAACUGGUGGAUGAGCUGGAGGGCGAGAAAGAGAUCGAGCCUGCUUCAGAGCCUGAGGCCGUUACCAGCGCGUUACUACAUACUGCGGUGCCUUCCGUGGCUCCUCUGCUGACCGGCUUAGCCGAAGAGCCCGCAAAUGAGCCGUCCGAUGGCACAAGAUUACCGACGCUCGUCUACGCAAUGUCGUCAUCGAGUGCCUCAAGGAUGCUGCCAGUGCCUCGCCUGCUUCGGUGUGGCCGCCAUGAAGAGCUGCUACAUGUCCGAGUUAGAGCCCAUCGCGCUCGUGCAAAAACCAAACGCCGUUUUUGGAGCCGCAAGGGCAUUCCGAAUCCCGAUGAUACCACCGGCUGGAUUCCGCUGCGGGAACUGUAUGAGAGACGAGGCUGGCGGAUCCCCGAUGAACCCUCACUUGAUGAACUGAGCCACAGCCGUAGAGCGUUCAAGGAAUAUGAUGACCAAAUUCGCGCCCUUAAUAAAUCUGGCGUGAAUUUGAAGGCGACGAUGGAAGAGUACAAGGAACUUCGCUCCGGCCGUCAUGUCCCCCGUCGUGCCGUGCCGCUGCUAGGCACUACUCCCAUCAUUGGUCCCUCAUCUGAAGUGAAUGCGACCGGCUCCCUUGUCAAGGUUUCCUUCAACGCGCCAGAGCCCAAGGCCCCUGUCGUGAAAACGCCGUUCAAUACUCGUGGUACGAAGCGCGUAAAUCCCACGGAUGCUGAGGACGAGGCUCCAUCUUCACGUCGUUCUCGCCAUGCUCUGCACGGGACCACCUCCAAGGCUUCGCCGUCUUCAGCCCCUGUCACUGUCAAGAAGGACAAGGGGGUCUCCAAACCUCAAGCAGGCCCAUUUUCGUCACGCGCGGGACCCUCUAAGCGGUCCUUCCCUGCUGCCAUCGGUACGAUACCUUUCGUCUCCAUCCCUCCGGCUCCAUAUCCAACCCAGUUCUCCGCAGUCUCCCCUCCUACUGCUUCCUCGUCUUCCACGAUUACUCCCUCGGCCAACUUCGUCGAGAUUAAUGGCCAAAAGGUGCCGAAAGAUCUAGUCAUGAUGCUCGUGGAGUGGGCGAAGCACCAAGCAACGGAAUAGAUUCCCAUACCUCGGUGUCAUGACUUCCUGUAUGUGUCUUUUGUACAAUUUAGUUGAAAUAUACACCCUGCUCCCG
Laetiporus sulphureus 93-53 is the source of this 1753-nucleotide messenger RNA. RefSeq lists its product as uncharacterized. Bases 1 to 1677 code for a protein of 558 amino acids. The record is from RefSeq and is a predicted model, not a curated record. The transcript is spliced from 9 exons. Lineage: Eukaryota; Fungi; Basidiomycota; Agaricomycetes; Polyporales; Laetiporaceae.